Molecule: messenger RNA, 1438 nt
Organism: Penicilliopsis zonata CBS 506.65
Lineage: Eukaryota; Fungi; Ascomycota; Eurotiomycetes; Eurotiales; Aspergillaceae
Exons: 3
Coding region: 297-1415 (372 amino acids)
Biological process (GO): biotin biosynthetic process
Cellular component (GO): mitochondrion
Molecular function (GO): biotin synthase activity; 2 iron, 2 sulfur cluster binding
Source: RefSeq, a predicted model, not a curated record
AAGUACCUAGGUAGUACCCGGUACUCUCAUACCUUAUUUAGAACUGGAGGAAUACAUCUACUACCUAACUAUUCAAUAGGUAGUAACUAUACAGGUAUAUACUACAGGUACCUAUAUAAACAACAGCUGUACUAUUACCAGUUGCCUGCAUACAGUUUGUUGAGGUCAUCAGGUGAUACUAAAUAAGCGCUUUCUUUACCUUCACUCAACAGUCAACACUUUGACUCACCCCUCUCCCCUCUCUUUUUCUUCUCUUCUUCCUUUCAAUUCCUCUCUCCAACUCCUUCAAUUCUAUCAUGUCUCGUCUACCUCUCCGUCUCGCCCGUUCCUACGGCACUGUCGUUCAGUCCUCCCCCUCCAACCGAUUGCCCCUCGUCCUACAGCAGGCUACCGAGGCCUCUGCCCCGCGCACCGACUGGACCCGCGAUGAGGUCCAACAGAUCUACCAGUCACCGCUGGUGCAAUUGACUCACGCUGCAGUAAAAAGAUAUAUGUAUAUAUACAUACAUGUAUUUAUUUAUGGAAUUGUCCACCGACGCUUCCACGACCCCGCAGCCAUCCAGCUAUGCACGCUGAUGAACAUUAAAACAGGCGGCUGCUCCGAGGACUGCUCGUACUGCGCCCAGUCGUCACGCUACCAGACCGGACUUCAAGCGACCAAGAUGUCGCCGGUGGAGGAGGUGUUGACGCAGGCGCGGCGGGCGCGAGACAACGGGUCGACUCGCUUCUGCAUGGGGGCGGCGUGGCGGGACAUGCGCGGGCGCAAAUCGGCCCUCCGCAACAUCAAGGAGAUGGUGAGCGGCGUGCGGGCGAUGGGGAUGGAGGUGUGCGUGACGUUGGGGAUGAUCGAUAGCAACCAGGCGCAGGAGUUGAAGGCUGCGGGCCUCACGGCGUAUAACCAUAACCUCGACACCUCGCGCGAGUUCUACCCGAACGUGAUCACCACACGCUCGUACGACGACCGUCUGCAGACGCUGAGCCAUGUGCGAGACGCGGGCAUCAACGUCUGCUCCGGCGGUAUCCUGGGUCUCGGCGAGGCCGACUCCGACCGUAUCGGGCUGGUCCAUACCGUCGGCUCCUUACCCGCCCAUCCAGAGUCCUUCCCCGUCAACGCUCUGGUUCCCAUCCCAGGCACCCCGCUGGGAGACCGUCGCAUGAUUCCCUUUGCCACCCUGCUGCGCACCAUUGCCACCGCCCGCAUCGUCCUGCCCGCGACCAUUGUCCGUCUGGCUGCCGGGCGCAUCGCCCUCUCCGAGGAGCAGCAGAUCCAGUGUUUCCAGGCCGGCGCCAACGCCGUCUUCACCGGCGAGAAGAUGUUGACCACCGACUGUUCAGGGUGGGAUGAGGAUAAGGAGAUGUUCGACCGGUGGGGGUACUAUCCUAUGAAAAGCUUCGAGAAGACAGAGUCAGUCUAGCUAUUAAUAAUAAGAUCUUGAGU